Chenopodium quinoa (quinoa) is the source of this 471-nucleotide messenger RNA. RefSeq lists its product as uncharacterized. Lineage: Eukaryota; Viridiplantae; Streptophyta; Magnoliopsida; Caryophyllales; Amaranthaceae. The record is from RefSeq and is a predicted model, not a curated record. The coding region runs from base 1 to 471 and encodes 156 amino acids. Gene Ontology annotation, molecular function: zinc ion binding. The transcript is spliced from 2 exons.
AUGUCUAAGAUUAAGGAGUAUGAUGUAGCAGCAGAACAAUAUCUUAGAGCUGUGGAAGAGCAAUGGAGUGUGCACAAGUUUGAUAGAAUAGUUUGUUGUGAUCAUAACACAACAAACUUUGUUGAGUCAUUCAAUGCAUGCACAAAGCCCAUCAGAGAUAUGCCUGUCCUGACAUUAUUGGAAACUGUAAGAAAUUGGCGCAUGAAAAGGAUAGGUGCUAGGUUUGAUAAAGCAAUUGACAUGACAAGGAGUGAUGAGUCUAGGUUCUCCCAUGUAACAGCCUGUGGAGGUGGAGAGUUUAAAGUCAGGGAUGGCCAUGUUAAGUUCCCUGUCACACUAGGGAAUAUGAGCUAUGGGUGUGGGAAAUGGCAAGGAUCAGGGAUACCAUGCAAGCAUGGUCUAAGGGUCAUUUACAGCCAAAGACUUGAACCGAGGGAUUUUAUGUCAACAUACUUCAAGGGGGCUGCAUAG